UUUCGGUCGCAUCCCGGACACUGAGCAGACGUUUUGGCCACUCGUUCGGCCUCAUGCUCGUGUUUCGCGGAUCCGGGCUUAGUAUGUACAGACGCAUUAUCCAUGCAUAUGUGCUAUCAAGACAGGGCGCAUAACGUCACCGCUCUCUGUUGCGGGCGUUUCCGCCGCGGGCGCGGACGGCUCGUUGGGCCACGAUAACGAACGAAGCUACGACGCUACACUUGGCAUCAUCCAUGACCACCACAACACAAGGACCUGCCACGGACCUUUUUUUUUUUUUUAGUGACAUACUUGAGAUAACAGCUGUUGUGGAGGCUUCUUUAUAUAUAUCGUGGUCCUCUGGUCGUCACGCCGGCCUACCCUUUCCCAAGUUUCUAUCAGACAAUCGAGCACCUAGCGAUAUCACACCCUUUAGAUCUACGGCUUUGUUCAACGAGCCUUUAAUAUUACUUCCAUCCGAUUCAAACACCUUGUCGAUAUUACAUCGUUCAGACAGCGACCAGAUGGGUCCUACAAGCGCCAUGGACUCGUUGCCCAACGAGAUUCUAAACGACAUCCUCGACCUGCUUCCAACUCGCGCUCUUCUGCCGCUUGUUCGUGUAAACAGCCAUUUCUACUCGGUCGCUUUGCACAUUCUCCACCAGCGCCUUUUGCAGGCCGCUGCCCUUCCAGAACAUCGCCUCAUCCUUGAAUGCUACCACCCAAGCGCGAAGCUCUCGACCCCAUACCUAUACUGCGAUUAUCUCCGCACAGAUAAGAUCGGUGCUGGUCCCAAUGGCGACGAGGAAGCCAACGGGCCCGAACCCGAGCCAACGCUUGCCGGACUAAAGGGCCUAUACUCGCACUUCAGACCCGUCGUUCAGGAGGAGAAUCGCCGACCGAGGCUACGCUAUCCAAGACGGCAGCAGCAGCAAGCCAACAACGGAGAGCCAUCCACAGAUGCCGCCGACCACCGACCGUCCGAGGAGGUCUUCCUCGACGAAGGCGAGCUGUUCUCCCAGCUCUGCUGCACAACUAACCUCGUCAAGGUUGGACCGAAGCCCGGCUUUUUCCUCAGCAACGUCAAUGUAAGCGACGGCAUUAUGCGUGUCUGGCGCAGUUGGUUAUCCGACCAAACCAAUUCCACGCUCUCAUCAGUAGCAUCGUCGGCGUCCUCAUCAACCACAGACCUUCACGCCACUGCGAAGAGAAGCGCGCAGCGAGAAGCAACCCGAGAAAAAGCAACCGAAUCCCCCGAGGAAAGACUCGCCAGGCUAGCGGAAGCCAAAGCAGCCAGGACCGUUCUCUGGGCUGAUCCCGAGCGGAACGUGGGCGUUCGCUUCCGUGUUACGAAGAAGGCGACCGACGAUUACAUCAACAACCGCCACUACCGGCGCGAGCAGCCGCUGCUUGUGCCAGCCGACGAAGCGUUCGAUGAAGAAGAACAACCGGUUGCCUAUCAGCUCGAGUUUGACGAGGUGCUGGUUAGGUCGAGCAGGUUGCUCUUCACGAUGCAGAAGAGCGAAGAAGUUAGCGAAGGUGCGGGAGGGAACCAUGAAGCUGUCUUCAUGGACCCAACCGGCCCAGUUUCAAUUCCAGUCCAGAUGAUUUUCUGGCCUUCGAUGCUCAUUGGCGGUGACUCGAACACUUUCCAUUGGAACCACAUGAGCGCCUUGGAGAUGACCGGUCGGGCGUAAUCGGCUUCUUUCUCCAAAUACGCUGAACAUGGGAGACGAUUGCCAAUUGCAGUGGUUUAUCCCGGUCUCUGCUCACUCGACACUGAACUUUUUUUUUUUCGUCAAACGACGCCAUCCCCACUUCUUUCACUUUGUUUCCGACACGAAGCUUGAGGUUCUCCCAACGGAACGGAACUAGACCACUCGAACACCGAUAGACAAGAUGAGCUACACGGGAUAGAUGGGAUAGAAAGUGACAUGGGAUAAGACAGACAGGAUAAGAAGGGGCUCUACAAGGCACCUAGAGAUACAGAUGCGAUUAAGUCUAUUGCAGACAUGGGUUUCGAGGAGUUCUAUGGAGUUUCGAAAAGGAUAGUUUGGAGAUUUUUGUUUCUUUUUAGAUGUUUUCCUUAGUGUCUGGCAUCGCAGCCAGCUAGUGAAUCCAAUUGAGAUCAUUUUUUUUCUCAACCUCCUCGAAGCCGCUUGAAAAUCUCAUGAGUUCAAACACAAAAGGGAUGGAAAGGGUUUUCGAGUCUCAAUCUUCAAGACUGUGUCAUGGAAUAUCAACGUCCGGGGAACAGCUUUUGACGAUCGAAAACAUCACCAAUUGAGGAUUCACAUUCGACAACACAAGUUCACGCUAUAUCAUCUUUUCCACGGAACAAAGGGAUGAAUUGAGGGAGAGAAAGUCCAGGGCGUUAGAAACAAAGAUGAAGAAAAAAAAAGCCUGCUCUUGGACUCUGGCUUUGGAACACGUUGACUUGACGACACCCAAAAUGACACUCCACCACGUUGACUGACUGACUGACUGACUUGCAGCCAACGAACGAGUAAAGUAGUUCAGCGGGUACAUUAUCGUAAGACGAUCUAAAUGAACCCAGCAGCAAG
Molecule: messenger RNA, 2543 nt
Organism: Neurospora crassa OR74A
Lineage: Eukaryota; Fungi; Ascomycota; Sordariomycetes; Sordariales; Sordariaceae
Product: F-box domain-containing protein
Exons: 3
Coding region: 234-1676 (480 amino acids)
Molecular function (GO): protein binding
Source: RefSeq, a predicted model, not a curated record